This is a messenger RNA of Nilaparvata lugens (brown planthopper), 635 nucleotides long. RefSeq names its product leucine-rich repeat serine/threonine-protein kinase 1-like. The record is from RefSeq and is a predicted model, not a curated record. Lineage: Eukaryota; Metazoa; Arthropoda; Insecta; Hemiptera; Delphacidae. Bases 17 to 526 code for a protein of 169 amino acids. The transcript is spliced from 3 exons.
AUUGUACCCUUCAUACAUGCUUGACCUGAUGGUGUUAUGCUGGUGUCAGCAACCACGUGACCGGCCGUCUGCCAGCCAGAUAGUGUCGAUUGCGUCUGCGCCGGAAUUCACCCAUCUGCUCGACAUUGUCUCGCUCAAUCACCCCUCCACUGUAGUCGCAACGGUCACUGCCUCCUCGUUCCAGGCCCACAACGAAGACGGCGCCUGUGCGAGCGGAGGCGAGAUCUGGCUGGCAUGUGCCAACAAGGUGACCGAUCAGCUGGUGGUGAGUGGUCACUCGUUUGUCCAGUACUCGAGCCUCGUCCUUCCAGGCGAACCCACAGCCGCUUGCCUCGUCGGCAACUCUAUCUGGCUCGGCGAUUGCAAGGGGCAGAUACAUGCUUAUUUCGCGGGCGAUUGCACGCACAUAUUCAGUUACGCACUAGACCCGAAUCGCCGGCCAACGCAGGCGUGGUGCGCCAUUCUGCACUGGAGCAGCAGUCGCGUGUCGCCGUCGGUCUGUCCAACGGGCGCGUGUUCCUGGUGAGGGAUGACAUGUCGCCGACUGCACCCACCAUGGGCGAGGGCAGCUUUGUCAUGAGUGAGCUGGGCAGUAGUAGUGUGUUGCACGCUAUCACCACUGUCUACACCGACAA